CCCCAAUAGCACUUGACCCAAAUAGAUUUAGUUGCAUUUAAAAACCAACCCGGACAUAAAGUAGAUUAUACUUCCUUCAUUUUUGAAGUGCGAACACAUGUGAUUUAUAUGUUUCCUUGAAAAUACGAAUUCUAGAGGAUACGCGUAUGUGUCUGCUUGUAUUGUAAGCCCAAUGUAAGUGCAAUAUUUGGACCACGUUUAUGAAAAGGCUUGAAUUGGCGGUUCAACAACAGUGUGAUUAAAUAUCAACAAACAUGUCCUGAAGGUGUUGAUAGGAAUGUUCUCUUCAAAGCCGAUCAUCUUUUUGCAUUCAGCCGUUUCUUAACAUAUAAUGCUUCCGCGGAUACCAUCUAUUUAUAGAGGCAUUCUUACACUGGUUGGAAUAACUUUAUUACUAUUCAUGCUUUUAAUGCAAGGGAACAGACCAGAUACUGUUAAUUUACGACGUUUGGAAAUUCAGAAUGAGGUUGUGGGUUCUGCUAAAAUCCGGGAAGAGUUUGGAAUGGAAAAGUCUACUGCAAAUAUAAGAACAACACUAAGAACAAUAAAAGAGACUGUACGAUAUCAAAAUAUAGAUACUCGAAAUAUAGUAAACCCUCAUAAUUUUUCGUACUUGAAAAACCCUGUUAACAUUUGCAGUGAAAAGGAUAUAUACAUGAUAACAUACAUUCAUACAUCACCAAAGAAUUUCCAUAAGCGCCAAACCAUCAGAAGCACGUGGGGAGACAAACGUCUGCUCGAGCAGUACAAAACGAAAAUCGUGUUUGUGAUGGGGAGAGUGGAGGAUACAAAAGUAAUGAACAAAUUAGACCUAGAAAAUGCUCAUUAUGGAGACAUAGUACAAGAAGAUUUCUUAGAUUCCUACAAAAAUUUAACUUAUAAAGGCAUCGCGGCUUUGAAAUGGAUAUCAAAUUAUUGCAAUAAUACCGUGUUCACUUUGAAAACAGACGAUGAUAUUCUAGUCAAUAUUUUCAAGCUUGUGAAACAUUUAAAAGAAAUUGUAGAAUUUCAGCUAGGUCACAAGAAUCUAAUUUUGUGCAAUCAGUGGUUACGUAUGGCAGUAUUAAGAGACAAAAAUAGUAAAUGGUAUAUUCCAAAAGAAGACUUUACACCGGACUAUUUCCCGCCAUAUUGUUCUGGCUCGGCAUUUGUGCUGAGCACUGAUAUGACUAGUCGGAUGUACAAUGCUUCUUUAUAUGAAAAGUUUUUCUGGGUUGAUGAUUACUACAUCACGGGUAUGUUACCUAGCCAUAUAAAAGUGAAACAGAAACGAUUAAACGAAGCUUAUAUACUCAAUGGUAGGGUAGUUUAUGACAAGUUAGUGAAUGAUACGAAAAAUCAAUUGAUGUUUUUUCAUGUGCCUAAACUAAAUACAAUUUUUUCAAUGUGGAGAUUAAUCAAACAGCGACUUAAAAUGCAUAUUCAAGAGGAAUUCACGUGGUCACCCGUAGUUUCUCCUAGUACAGUUAUGUAAUAUGCGUAGUUAGAAUUUGCCUAAAUUAUGUUAAUAAGUAAUUUCAAACCAACUCUCAUUAUGAUUAGGAAGAGUCAUUUACUCACUCUCUGUUUCAAGCAAAUUAUGAUAUUUUUAACAAAAUGUGCAGUUAUAUGCCUUGAAUUGAAACUUGCCUCAACCAAUUUUAUUCAAAACCUUCAUGAAAUCCAGAACGUAUUUUUUUUUAAUUAUUUCUUUAUUGCAUUUCUUAUUUACAUUGUUUACAUUUUACUGUUUUGCACAUACAUGUACGUUUAAUUCAUAUCAUUACUCUCUUUUAAAUUAUCAUUUCAAAUACACAUAAAAUGUACGGGUAUGUAUGUCAAAUGUGCCAAUACUGUUUGAAAUAUACACCAAUUUUAGAUACAUAAGAGUUAUUUACAAGGAAAUGAACAACAUUAUAAAUAUAAUUUAUUCAAAUUUAACAGUCGGAUGCAACAUAAAUAUGGCUUUAAUAAAACCGCACCUUAAUUUCACGAUUCAACACGUUAUAAAUGUUAGUACUAUAAUACUAUAAAUAUAAGUCCCAGAUAUAAAAUGUUAGCAAAUUGUGACGCAACCAAGUAAAACCAAAGAUUUUAUUCGUAGUUUUAUAUGUUGUAUACAUUUUAAAUGGUUAAACUCUUUGAUGCAAAACAAAUAAAUAACAGGCUUUGAAAAUAUAUAAAUGCAAGUUAGGUGCUACUAUGGAACCAAAUUGGAUAACAUGGGAGAUAAAAAUGGCCGUGUAAGUUCGAUUGUUUUAAAAAUACA
This is a messenger RNA of Mytilus trossulus (common blue mussel), 2248 nucleotides long. Its product is annotated as beta-1,3-galactosyltransferase 1-like. Lineage: Eukaryota; Metazoa; Mollusca; Bivalvia; Mytilida; Mytilidae. The record is from RefSeq and is a predicted model, not a curated record. The coding region runs from base 332 to 1474 and encodes 380 amino acids. Gene Ontology annotation, molecular function: hexosyltransferase activity. The transcript has 2 exons. Gene Ontology annotation, cellular component: Golgi membrane.